GGGGUCCUGAACGUGGCAGUAAUAAACAAAGAUGGCGGUGGCUUUUACAGCCUCAUAGAGUUUUUCUGUACUGAGGAACUUUAGAAUGAUGAUUUUAGAUCAUUAAUCACAACAUUUCAUAUAUGCAUCAUUGUUCCGUCUUGUUUGUGGUGUUUUAGGUGUUCCGUUGUAAAAUGAGCGGCUGGGCCGGUUUCUCUGAUGCGGAAUUACGGAAGAUUCAACAGAAAGACUCGGCGAUGCCCGCAGCGGCAGCCCGCGGUCGGAAACCGGUUCCAGCCAACCGGAGUCGGCAGCAGCUACAGCGGGAGAGGGCCCUCCAGCUGGCCGCGCAGAAAAGCACCGGAGCCCCGGCACCUGGCCUCCCUCUGGAGCAACAGCUAAGCACACCGGCGCCGAAGCAAGAGGCUGUGUUUCAGCCCAUACCCACUGCAGGAGCUCCGGCUGUCAAGCAGGAGCUGCAGCAGAAACCAAACGAGGUGAAGUCGACUGAGAACCAUCAGCCGCGUUCAGAGGAGGAAACCCCGGCUGUUAAAGAGCUGGAGAAACAAGAGGUGGAACUACGGGAGAAGACACGUCUGGAGCAGCUGCAGCAGGAGCAAAAGAUAAUCGAAGAGAGGAAUAGGCGCAAGAAAGCUCUGCUGACAAAAACUAUCGCUGAGAAGUCCAAACAGACUCAGGCAGAGGCUGUGAAGUUGAAGAGGAUCCAGAAGGAGCUCCAGGCCCUCGAUGACAUGGUGUCCAAUGAUAUCGGCAUCCUGAGAGGAAAGAUAGAGCAAGCAAGCUGGGAAUACUCUGCAGCCAGAAAGCGCUACGAGAAGGCGGAGGCCGAGUACGUGACGGCCAAACUGGACCUGCACAGGAAGACGGAGGUGAAGGAGCAGCUGACGGAGCACCUCUGCGCCAUCAUCCAGCAGAACGAGCUGCGUAAAGCGCUGAAGCUGGAGGAGCUGAUGAAGCAGCUGCAGCUUCAGGCCACUGAGGAGGAGCUGGAGAGGCAGAAGGUGGAGGAGGAGGAGGCGGAGAAGAAGAGAAGCUGUGUGGAGAGGCAGAGAAACGGUUCAGUGGAGAAUCAGGAGGGAACGAUGCAAUCAACCAAAGACUGUAGACCCACAGAGGGAGAGACAGUGAAGGAGGAGAGAGGAGGAGACGUCCAGCAGCAGCACCACCCGACGACUGAAGCAGCGACGACUGAACACGACUGUAAAACUCUAGAAAACUGUGUUCAGAGUGAGGCCGAGGCCUCCUGAUGCUCAGAACAGACAAACACACGUUCAUCAUCUGUCAGCUGAGCUGUAAAAUAUCUGGACGUUAUCACACAUUGAUAUAAAAUGCUAACACUAAUGUUUCACACUGAUACUAUCAGCUAGAUGAGAUGUUGAUGCUGGGUGUCCACAUCAGAACAAACCGACUCAGAGUCUCUCAGACAUUAUGUUGUUACUCAUCUUGAUGUAUCAUUAUAAUGAGUACUGGUACCAGAAGUCGUGGGGAGGUGAUGGUUGAUGCACAAACCACUUUUAAGGGAACUUUUAUCUGGUUAUGAAACAUUGUCUGUUUAAUCCUAAACAACACCAACAGUGAGAAAAUUGCUCCUUCUGUAUAGUUAUUAUAGAUAUUCUUAAUGCCUGUCACCAGGCCUGAUUCAGAUUGAUCCGGGUCAGAGAAGUCAUGAAAUUACAACCAUCUUUUAUGGUGAGUUCUGAGGGUGUCGAGGAGCUUCAGAACCUGAGAAAAAAACAAAUUCUACUUUGUUUUGCUUUUUGUCCGCAGCAGCUGCCAGAAUCAGUAAAAAAUAAAAGUUCCUUCUAGCAGCUUUAACCUAAUUAUAGCCAAAACCUUGAGUUGCCUUAAACAGAACAAUAAAAUGUUAAAGAGCAGCUCCAAUCAGAAAUAGAGAGCCAGUAUUAGAUUGUUACCGGGGUGAGGAAGGUUACAUCUUCACCUGCAGCUCUGCAGACUAGUUUAUGAAUAACAGUUCUUUAUUAUGCUGAUAAAAGAUGUCAGCUGGAGUUAUUGCAUGUUCUUGACAAUGUGUUUUCUGUUGCAGAUUAGUAGAAUACACACACAUUUUUAGCAGACAGAGUUGAUCUGUCAAAAACUGUCAAGUCACAAAGAAAAGUUCCAGAUUCAGGUCAGAAUGUAACAAUGGGAUGUAGUCAGUGUUCGUCCGGCUGCUUUUGUUUAGAUGGUUUUUUUUGUUGUUUUCUACCGAGAACCUCACAGAGCUGUAAUCCAUCUGUAAAAAAGUUGUUUCAUGGAACUCGAGUUUGAGUUUUUCAUCAGCAGUGGUGUUUGAUAAAAGUCAAAGGACACCCGGCCCUCCGUUCACAUGUACCUGCAGCAUCAGACACACUCACAUUCAGCUGCAGAGUAAAAUAUCUCUCAGCCAUUAUCCUCCAUCGCUGUCUUUACGUGUGCCCUUCCAAACAAAAAAAAAAAAAACUCCUCUUCCAAACAUGUGGUUUUACAUCCCAUGUGAAUUAUCUGUCUGACCAAAGGUCGAAUUCAAAAUCUGACUGUUUCUGAUUGUCGUCUCUUCUGUGGCGACAACCAAAGAUGGGUCCUGUUUACUUCCUGGAACGUGUCUGUUUGAUGCAGACGCUCUGCAGCGUUCAUCCAAACAUGAACCGUCCUGUGUCACGUUCUGGAGAUGAACACGUUAGCUGGCGCUGCGCUCGUGUUUCACAGAGAUGAUUUGGGUUUUUGUCGGUGCUGCUGAGGAGCAACGGGCCUCCGGAUGGUAAGAUGAUACCUGUUCAUUUACGGACGGACGCUUUCAGCUUUUUGCUCGCUGCACAUGUGUUGAAAAUAAUAUAUGACAGUAAUCUAAUGUUAAAUUUUAUAUCUGUGGGCCUGACCAAAGUCUGUAUACUCUGAGGUUUGUAUGUGGAGCGAAUGAUGUUGCAUAUGAGAAGUUAUUUGAAUGGGUAAAUAUUUAAGAAGGUGAUAUUUAGGUAUGCAGUCUGAUAUUUUACUAAAAUAAACUUUAAAGGAGCUCA
Acanthopagrus latus (yellowfin seabream) is the source of this 2996-nucleotide messenger RNA. It is a transcript of the gene gorab, whose product is annotated as golgin, rab6-interacting. The record is from RefSeq and is a predicted model, not a curated record. The transcript is spliced from 5 exons. NCBI's taxonomy places the organism in Eukaryota, Metazoa, Chordata, Actinopteri, Spariformes, Sparidae. Gene Ontology annotation, biological process: non-motile cilium assembly. The coding region runs from base 174 to 1247 and encodes 357 amino acids.